CUCAUUGUAAAAACAUAUUUUGUGCCAUUUUAUUAUGUCCUAAAAAUUUAUUCUGUCUUUAUGUAGUCGUUUACACCAGUUUCCUCCAAAGUGUCAGAAAUGACUGUCACCAUGCGACUUAGGCACAUGCUCCAAUCCAACCGGCCGAGUCACAUAGGGGCGGGUCAGUCUACCAAUGUUUUCUGCCACUAUUGUUAAGUACAGUUUACACUUCAAGACUGUAGUAUAAUUUUAGGUGCCCGUCCUUGGCGCCAAUGCCUCCGAUCGGGAACGGGAUGAAUUAAAACAAACAAUUCUGUAAAGGCAGGCUCUUGUAACGCAUCUGUGGUGCCAUCAGUCAGUUAUCACUUGACACUUUGACAGUUUAUUUUUGUAUAGUUGUAACUUAUACUGUUGUACAGUGUACUUGUGUUUUUCAUAUUUGGGACUCUAACCUCUAAGGAUUAUUGUCGUCAGUUUAGUGAUUGAAUGCAAAUACUUUAAAAGUCGUUCUGUAUUGUGUCAAAUUUCGACAACUAAAAUGAGAAAAAAAGAAGACGACGACGACUUUUUUUCUAGAGUCAAAAUCAAGACUGAAGAAGAAGAUGAUGAUUUAGCUUCUCUGGAUUUUGUUGAGAGAGAUGAAAGCGAUGAGGAUACUGAAGAAGCUAGUGAAAGUGAAAGAGGUAAAACUGAGGAGUAUCCAGAAAUAAAGGAACAGAUUUAUCAAGACAAAUUGGCAACUCUUAAUAGACAAUUGCAGCAAUUAAAGGAUGGAGUACAUCCUGAGUACUGCAGAAGGCUCUGUAAAUUAGAAGCAAUGUAUCAGGAGAGGUUGAAAAUGAAUAUAAUGGGUGUAGCUUACCUAAGAUCUUGUGUAGAAAGGGAUUAUGCAUUAGAUAUGCAAGCGGCUAAAAAUCAUUAUGAACAAAAGAAGUCUGAAACACUUCAAAAAAUGAUAGAUAAGCUUUUGGAUAGUCGAAAAGCAAUUGAAGCCGAUAGAUAUGCAAUAGAAUUAACUGGUGAUUCCACAGAAUCAAAACCAAUCAUGACCAGAAAAUUGAGGCGUAGACCUAAUGAACCUCUUCCGGAAAAACCAGAAAAACGACGUAAAGUAUUAGCUCCGCAAGUUAAUUACUUAUUAGAUGAAAAAGAAAUUGAAGCAGAUCUCAAAGCAAUUAUGAGUGGCAGAAAUCUUGGUUCCAUAAAAAAGCCUACUAUAAUACAAAAUACUAGCCCUGUACCAAAUCCACAAUAUAAUCCUCCUGCAGGUCCUCCUAUUGAAACUAAAAUUGAAGAUGGAAAACUGUUGUAUGAGAAAAGAUGGUAUCAUCGUGGACAACCAGUUUUUGUCGAAGGACAAUUUAUGCCAAAAUAUUCUGCUAUCAUAUCUGCAGUAGGUACAGAAGCUGUUUUUGUAAAAAAGUUGACAGAUAAUACUAAGCAUAGAAUAUUUCUUAAUCAGUUAAGUUCAGGAACUAUGACCAUCAAACGUAGAUCUUAGAUUUUAGUGUUUUUUUAAAUAUUAUACUAUGGAAUUCUUAAAUUUUGUGAAUAAUAAUUUAUAAAU
Trichogramma pretiosum is the source of this 1549-nucleotide messenger RNA. Its product is annotated as sin3 histone deacetylase corepressor complex component SDS3. NCBI's taxonomy places the organism in Eukaryota, Metazoa, Arthropoda, Insecta, Hymenoptera, Trichogrammatidae. The record is from RefSeq and is a predicted model, not a curated record. Gene Ontology annotation, biological process: negative regulation of transcription by RNA polymerase II. The transcript has 2 exons. The coding region runs from base 521 to 1483 and encodes 320 amino acids. Gene Ontology annotation, molecular function: histone deacetylase binding. Gene Ontology annotation, cellular component: Sin3-type complex.